Molecule: messenger RNA, 26435 nt
Organism: Cinara cedri
Lineage: Eukaryota; Metazoa; Arthropoda; Insecta; Hemiptera; Aphididae
Source: the annotation of a GenBank genome assembly
AAAAAAAAAAUAAACAUCAAUGUAAAACCAAUUCACUCCACUCAAUUGAAAAAAAUAUUUGAGAUUUUGAGUAAUUAUUUCAUUUUAUAUGGAUGGAUUCUUAUUUCCAAGGUUUUUCCACCUGCUUGAUUUUUAUCGGAAACGUGUAAUCUUUCGAUAAUAAAAUUAAAUCCGGCAACACUGUAGUCAUCUGUUAUUUAUUUGCAACGCCAUUAUCAAUGCGUUGUAAUCAAUUAACCCAGAGUCCCAGAGUCCAGACUGGCCAUACUAGAUCAAAGAUCUAUAGUGGCUGGUAUUGCCACUAGUACUUAUUCAAAUAAUAUUUCAAUUCUACUCGUUUAUAUUAAUUUUUUAAUAUAUUAAUUAUACAAAUUAUACUUUAUAAUGCUAAUUACACCAAUGUUUUCAUAUGAUUAUAUUUGUAGAUAAAAGUUUCUUUCAUAAAUUAUAUUACGUAUUUGGACAUUUUAUUAAUUAAAUUAUAUUCAAAUUAAAUGGCUCAAGAAGUAGUAUAUGGAACUCAAGACGACAGUCAUGUCGUUAUGUCUGAAAAAGUACAAUCAUUAGCUGGUAGUAUAUACCAGGAAUUCGAAAAAAUGAUAUCGAAGUAUGACGAAGAAGUUGUUAAAAACUUAAUGCCGUUGGUUGUUAAUGUGCUUGAGUGUUUGGAUCUUUCCCAUACGGAAAAUCAAGAACACGAAGUAGAAGUUGAACUUUUACGAGAAGAUAAUGAACAACUAGUCACUCAAUAUGAAAGAGAAAAACAAUUACGAAAAUCCGCAGAACAAGUAACUCUUUGCUCUUAAUAAAUUCAAUAUCAUUUAACCCUUAACUAUGGAUGUACUGUUUGUCAGACUGCAUUAAAUAAUUACAAAAAAUAAAUAAAAUUACCUAGUUUUAUUAUUCUUUUUUUAUUUUUCGAAAAUUUACAUUAAUGUUAAAGAAUAAAUUAAAAAAAUAUAAUUUGAUUUAAUUUGAUUAUAACUUAUAUUUUUUUAUUUGCACUAUGUACAAGUAUGCACGAUCUGGUUGACUGCACGCCAGCAAUUAUGUUAUAAAUAUACAUGUCGGUAGUUAAGUAUUAAAUAUGUCUGAUUAAUAGAUAAGUACAUAUUUAUAAGUAUUACAAUGAUCCAAAGCUUUUAUUAAUUCAAACAGUACAAUAUAUUAUGAUUUCACUGUAUUUUAAAUUAAAAAUGUAGUUUUUAGAUGUACAAAUUUACCAAGUUAAUGUUUAAGAUUUAACUAUAUGGAUACUAAAUUGAAAUCCUUCAAAUGCAAUUUUCACAGUUUUGUCUGGCUUUCGGUCUGAAACGUUAUAUUUGUCCAUAAAAAUGAUUAAUUUUUCUUAAAUAAGCAUCAAUGGAUUAUCAGAAAAGGUGAUCAUAAAAAUAUAAAUACAAAUUUUAAAAUUGCAUAAAAUUUGAAAAACUAUCAUCAAUCUUCUUAAUAUAAACUAAGUAAUUAAAAAAUGUUUUGAUGCAUAAGCAAAAAUCCAUUGAUUUAGUAUGUUGUAAGUAAUAGUUGAUUGGUAUCAAAUAUUAAAUAGAAUAAAUCAUUAUCAAUCACAGUUAGAAUUUAUUGUCAAAUAAUUCAAAAAGUACACUAGUUAUUUAUAUAACCUACUGAUAUUUGUUAUUUAUAUAUUAAAUAUUAUACACAUUUACUAUUAGGUAAUCUGUACAGAUUGUAUUAGUCCCUUACACUUGUAUAACUUAUUGAUAUUAUUUGGAUUAUAGAAUUUGUAAUAUUUUUUAUAAACAAUUAAGUAUGUUAUUUUUUUUUUUACUUAAAACUAACAAACAUUGUAUAGUUAUAUAAUAUGCAGUAUAGACACAGACUACUAAUAAACUGUUUUUAGUGAUUUGCAAUUUGUUUUGAGUAAACUAAUUAUUAUUGUACAAUAUAUUCUUAGAAACUGCUGGAAAUGGAAGACUAUAUUGAAGAUGAAAAAAAAGAUUAUCAAAGUAAAAUAGACAGUUUAGAAUCAAUUGUUAGAAUGUUAGAACUAAAAUCAAAAAAUGCUUCGGAUCAUGGUAAGUAAAAUCAAAUAUUUUUAUCGAAAAAAUGAUUUGUUAAAAUAAGCAAUAAAUUAAAUAUUCCAUAUGCCUAAUUGGCUUUAUCAGUUAACACAACAUAUAAUUAAGGUUAAACUACUAAUAAAUUUUAUCAUUUUAGUUCAAUAUAAUAUUAAAUAUUUGUAUUACAUUUUUAUUAUAAUUUUCAUUAUAACAUGAUUUCUGGCUAGGUAUUAUUGAUAUUGAACAACAGUAAAUUAUUUAUAUUUAUUACAUUUUUGUUGUUUUAUGGAUAGUUUAUGUCUUAAUACAAUUUUAUUUCUUAUUUACUAAUUAUUAAGUAAUUAAGUUGAAUAAUAAAUUAUUAUAAUUUAUAAUAUGUAUAGAAAAUGUUUCCUAAAAAGAAUUAUUAUUUUAAUCAUAAUUUGGUAUUCCUAUACAAAACUAUAAUUUUGUUUUAGUUUUAUUUACUACUACCUCUAUAUGUGGUUGAAUGUAAUUAAUAUUUUAAACAUUUUUUUUAAUAAAAGCAGUUAAGUUGCAAAAAACGUAGGAAAACGUACAAUUUCACAAUUUUAUGAUUUUAUAAAAACAUGGACGACGUUUUCUACUUCUUAAAAAUCACAAGUUAUCUUUUUUGUUGUCUUUUUGAUUUACUUUCUUAUGGUAUCAUUGCCAAAACUUUUGAGCUUUUAAGGAAUUUGAAUUUUUGGUAGUUUUUUUGCUGUAAUUUGGUUAUAAAUACACUUAGAGACUUGAAACUUAGUGAUAAUACUUAUAUUGGAUUUACCUAAACGUGAUCAAAUUUCUAAAAUGAUCAGAUGACUUUUAUUUUUUAAUAAUAAUUGAAAUCAAAUUUAAACGAAAAUUGUGAAAAAAAAAUUAUGGAAAUUCAAAUUAUGUAUUAUCGAACUGUGCCUAAAAUUGUCUUUCGUCAAGCAAUGGUUUAUCAUUGCUUACAGAAAUAAAUGAAAUAACCUUAUGUAUUCUACCUUCCAAACUUUUUAUCUAUAAUAGUGGCAGCUCCCAUCCCCAGUAUCAGUACUUUUUUUAAAAUUAUUUGAUUUGAUACUCAUAAAAAGAAAAAAUUACAAUUUUUAAUAAAAUAACGUACCAUAUAUGAGCUUUUCGCAUACUACAGGUUUGAAACCACUGCUUUAGAUGUGAUCUCAACUUCCUUUUAUUCUGUUUCCAUAAAUUCCAGUUCUACUGUUUGAUAAAUUUAUAUUUUAUUAUAUUAUAUUUUACAAUGUUUCCAUUGCUAUUGCUAUUGUUUAAUAACACAUUAAAAUGUUUUUUGAAAUCAUUCACGUAUUUUUUUUUUUCUGAUUUUUUUAUCAGAAAAUAUACAUAAUUAUUUUUUUUGAUGAAAUAUGUCGUUAAACAUUAUUACUUAAAACUUAAAAUUAAAUUAUUAAAAUUUAUUGACAAAUUCUCUUAGGUUAUUAUAAUUUUCAAUAGAUUUAAAUUUUAACUUUAUAAGUUUUUAUUAGAAAGUCCUUUUUAAACAGUUUUUAUUCAUUUUCUUUAUUCUUAAAUUCUUAAUAAAAUCAUAAUUAAUGUAUAAAUAAUAUUUAUAUUGUCUUCUGAUACUUAUUUGUAUUUUUAAGAUUAGUACUAUUUUAAAUAUUACUUUAUUACACUGUUUAUGACAAUAGUUUAUAGAUUAGAAGAAAAAGAACAAGAUAUGAAACAAGAGUACACCAAACUUCAUGAGAGAUACACAGAAUUAUUUAAAACACAUAUGGAUCAUAUUGAACGUACAAAAAUAUUAAUGGGUUCAGGUGACCGUAUGGACAACCCUAGAAGUAUCCGUAUGCCAUUUAUGAGCAUGGCCCACAUUAAUCGGUACAAUAAUAUAUUUUUAAAAUUAGAAUAAUUCUAAGAAAGUAAUAUUUUAUUAUUUUGUUACUUAGAUCCUCUGGACCUGUUUCAUUUGGGUUUAGUUCCCUUGAAAGUCCAUCUACACUUAAGUCUAUUGAUGGCCCUAAUGAAUACCCAUUAGUAAUAUCAAAUUCUCCUUCGGGAAGUAUACAUUCCAAUUCUAGUCUAAAAAAUGAGUUACAAACUCCACAGGUAAACACAAAUACAAACAAAUGUUUAUUUUUUUAGUUCAUUUUACUAAAAUAUUAACUUAAAGUUAACAAAUAAAUAUUUUUAAAUAAUUUUUAUAGUGAAGAUAAAUAUUAAAAUUUGAUUUAUUAUGAUAACUCAAAAGUGGAUUUUAUUGUUUUUGAAUUUUCUUAUUAUUUUUUUUUAAACUAAUUUUAUUAUAUUUUUAAGAUUUUUAUAUAGAGAUCUUUUAAUUUGUAUUUUUAUAUUGCGGUAUAAUUUGUGGGUGUCUUAAUUAUAAAACAAAUUUGAAUAUAAUAUUUUACUCAUUGUUUAUGUAGUUUAUUUAAAAAUUCACAAAUUAAUGCAUUUUUACAAUGUACUAAAGUGUGUGGCCCUAUUGAUAAGUUUAUUAUAGAAUAUUAUCUAUUGUAAAAUGUGAAGUAUUAUUGAACAAUUAGUGUAAUAUUGAAUCAAUUAAAAAUACUAUAAUGGAUUUUUUAUUUGAUUAAAAUAUCCUUAGUUAUUUUAUUUUAUAUCUUUGUAGGAUAUUAAUACUUCUGAAGCAGAAUCUCGUUUACGUAUUGAUCAAGUAUCUGAACGAGGUUGGUCUGAAACUUUAAAUUCAAUCAGCAAAGCUGAUAGUAGUCCUGAUGAAGUCCCAGAAAUAGUAGAAGAAAUAGAAGCAACACCUAAAAAUGCUGUCAUUUCACUUAGUGGACGAAGUCAUACACAAAGGUAAAAUUAAAUUAAUACAAUGGAUCAAAAAUUAACAUGCUGAUAAAAUAUGUAUUUAUUUUAGAGAACAAAGACCCGCUACUAAUGUUCUAUAUCAAGAAUUUAGCUUCCAAGAUACUGAAGUUCAAAAUGAAAUAGAAGAAGUUCCAGAAAUUACUGGUAAGAAUACUAAUAAAUAUAUUAAUUAUAUUAUUUUAGUUUUAAUUAUUAUAUAUUAUAAAGUUUAUCUGCAAGAUUUGAAAAUUGCCAAUGGCAUUGCAUAGGGAAUUGUCAAAUCCGGCAGAUGUAUACCAUUUAUAGUAAUAGCAUUUUUUUCCUAAAGACGAUUUAUUGAAUUUUUUGAAUGUAUAUAUGUUACUGGAAAACGAGGAAAUAGGGGCAAAUCUCAAAAAUGAUUCAUUCUUAAAAUGCCAUACGUCAUACUGCUACACAAAUUAUGCUUCACUACUUUCCCCCUACUCAAACUUAAAAAUGGAAUAUCACGUCAACAAAUUGACAAAAAUUGCAAAUUUAAACUCUAAAAUUUAUUUUCACUACUACUUCUUCCAUUUAUAGGACUUUUAGUUUAGGUUAACAUUUGAAAAUCAAAAAUAGAUAGUCGUUUCACUCCCAAAAAUUAGAAUGACAAAAUAUAAUGUAAAUAUUAAAUUUUAGAACAGCCUUGGUUUUUAAAUGUCCUUUAAAACAAAUUUCCAAAAAAAGUUAAUACUUUCCAAGAUAAUGAGUGUCUUACGAUAGAUUGAUUUCCCAAAAUAUGUCAAAAACCCAAUAUUUUGGUGCAAGAACCAAUUUAUUACUCAAGAGAGCAAGUAAUAUAAUAUUAUUAAUAGAGUAUUGUAACAUGGUACCUACCUACUAUGAAAAAUUGAAAUUAACAUUAUAGAUUUGCCAGAAUAAGGUAAACGCUGAAAUAAGGUGUAUUGCCCAGGCAUUUCUGAGAUUUGUCCGAUUUUGGCUUUUGCCUGUAACAUGUAUGUAUAUAUUAAAUUUAAAUGUACAACUGUUUUGAAACUAAUUAGUAUAUUUUUAUAAUCAAAUAACAUUUUUUUUUUAGAGCUUAUUUGACUUUCAUUAAUAUCCUAAUAAAACUAGAACACCAAAUUGAAGUGUUAAUAACUUAUUUUAACUAAACAUUUUUUUAUCAUUUGAAAUAGAAAACUUAAUUGUUGUUGAUUAUUAUAAAAAAAAAACUCUAAAAUACUUUGUUAUGCAAAUUGAUUAUAGUAUAUACCAACUGAAUUUAAACCAUCCAUGUAAAACAACAAUAUUAAACAAAACUUAAUUUUUCUUUUCAUGUCCAGGUUCAAUUAUAAUUUUAUAAAGCUGAAGUUUUCAAAAUUCUUUAUUUUGAAAAAUUGAGAACUUUUAGUUACAAGCAAAUGUAAUCUAAGAGUUUUUAUCAUAAAUAUUUAAAAUUUUAAAAUAAUUUUAGUUAACAGUUUUGGAUAAUUUAGAGUGUGCUAAAUUUUAUUUUUUUUAUUUCAGGAAAUUGGGUACAUCCUGGAGAUUAUUCUUCAUCUGGUACGAUAUAUUAUUAUCAUUAUUAUUUUAUGCUUUUCCAAAAUAAAAAAUACUAGUUUCCUGCUUUUAUAGCUCAGCUUUUUUAUUUAUUUGUUUAUAUUCUAUAUUAUUUCAAACGCACAGCAUUCAUUGUUUUAAAAUUAUUUUUUGCAUGUAUUUUUUCUUCUUACAUAAUAUUUUCAACAACAGUCAGCAGUGAGACUGAACCAGAAACUCCACUCUCGAUAGGUAUGAGUUUUCUUCUAGUUUCUUUUUACAUAACAUCUGCAUAAUUUAUAUAAAAUAUAUUUUAUGGGUAUUUUUAGUACCAAAUAACAUCAUUACAUCAAUAAGCUCAUAUAAAUAAAAUCAAAUUAAUUUAAUUUAAAUUUAUGAGUUUAGAACAAUAAAAUGUUUCUUUAAAUUAAAAUAUACUCACUUUCAUUUUAUUUUUUGAAUUGUAAAAUAAAAUACUAUUUAAUUAAGUUUGAUUAAUUAUUUAAUAUUUAUAUUGUGUGAUUAUGGUCCAGAGCAGAGGUUGUUAAUUUAGAAUAUUAUAUGCAAUAUUUUUAGUGUAAUCUAUCAGCAAAUUUUAUGAAUACAAUUUAUGAUACUCAUUGUUUUAAUGAUCAUCUGAUUAUCUUGUAGUUUAUCCUAUUCAUAAACAGGUUAUGCCACAUAAAUAUAGUAUAGUAAAAAAUAAUUUUAAUAAAAGAUGUAGUUUGAUUGAAUGAGAAAAUAAUUGAGGUUUUUAUUUUUAAAAACUUUAAAUCUAUAUUUGGAGCAAUGUUUCACUCAUCAUAUUAAGUCUUGAGUGAAUUUGUGUAGUGUAUUCUGGUAUGUUAGAUGUGUGACAAACCAAAUAUUAUAAUAAUGUGUCUCCUUUAAGUAAGUAGUUAAUACAUUUCUCUCUUGUAAUCUUCAAAUUAUAUCUUCAAUGGAAAAAAUUUAAAUAAAUAAAAAUAUAUUUAAAAAAAAAAAAUAAAGAUAUCUAGUAUUACACUGAGUUGUCAAAUACUGCUUAUAAUUAUUGCAAGUUUUAAAUACUUUAGUUUUUUUCUAAGAAAACUACUAAUAUGUUACAUGUCAUGUACAAAGGUUUUCAAAUCUUAUUCCUACAAUGAGGUUACAUGGAAUACUUUUUGUAAUUAUUCAAUUUGUUAAAUUAAAACAAAGAUGUAAAUUGGUCAACCCUAAAUAGUUAGAGUGAAGCAAAAGAAGAAGAAGAAAACAAAUAUUUAAAUGCAUUUUAAUAUGGUCUUUAAAACCUAUACUUAUAUAAAUUUGAAUGUCCAUAGUAAAAACCUCUGGUCUAAAAUAUUAUUAUACAAAUAGUAUUUUUAUUUUUAACUUGUAUAUAAUUAAAUCAAACUAUUUUUAUUAGUUUCAAUCAUUAUUUAAUUACUUUCUUAAAUUUAUAAAGAAAUAUCAUAAAAUUAAUUUGAUUUAAAUUAGCAUGCCUCAGUUUUUUUUGCAUGAAUAUAUAGUUAAAUAGUAUACACAUUAUAAUGUGUGUAGAAGACAAUUUUGUGGUCUUAGUAAAUUUUUACAAACCAUGUUUACAUUUUAUGCAAGUAGUAAAUAUUUUCAUUGAUUUUACUAUAAUAUAAAUUUGCAUAAAGCUUAUAACAUAUUUUAUUAAACUAGACAAACCACUAAAUUCAAUACAAUUUGUUUUGUUUUUGUAAAACUGUCUUAUAUUUCCAAACUAUUUCAAGGUAUAAAUUAUUUUAAAUUUUUCUCUUUUUCUUGCAAUCUUAAUUUAGCCUAAGUUACUUAGUUUCGUAAACAAUAAGAGUAUUCACUUUUUAAAUUUGUAAUAAUCUAAAUUGUUGAUCCUUAAAAAAUUCAGUAGUAUUCAAAUACUAAAAAAAACUCAAACAAUCAUAUUUAAGAUGUUUAAAUGGGUAAAAAUACAAUUCCCUGCAAUUGAUGAAAACAAAUUUAGUUCACAUAAAUCCUUCAAAAAAAUGGCUACUUAUCACAAUAACUGAUAAUAUUAAUCUUACAUUACAUAUAUUUAUAAGUACGCUUUAAAAUAAGUAUUGGAUUAAAAAAAUAUAUAUUUCAAAUUUACGCCCAAAUUUGUUUUAACUAAUACUCCAUCUAUUUAAAACAUUUUCAAUAUAGGUUGCAAUUUAAGAAUCAAUAGUAGGUAGUUUUAAAAAACAAAAACAAAUAUUUCAAAAAAUAGUCAAUAUUUUUCAAAAUAGUGAGUGUUUAUUGAUAAAAGAAUUACUUGGUUUAUAAUAAUGAAAUUAAUAAAUUUAUUUAAAACUUAAUUUAGUAAAUUGUUGACUUAAAGAAGUUCUGUUAAUUCGUAAAACAUUAAGUCAAUUUGCUUUGUAUCUAACUAAAAAUAAUGGAUGGAUUGAUCUUAAAUUUCUAAACUUAAACUUAUUAUUUUUCUUGAACUUUUAAAAAAAUAAUAUUUAAAUAUCUCAGUUAACCUCCCAUAUAUCCCAUUUUAAUUUAAAUAUAAAAUAACAUUAUAUUUGACUAAAAAUAACUUAUUUCGUAUGUUUUUGCUGCUGUAACUCAAACCAUGCUCUUGUGUCCGUCUGAAAUCAUAAAACAGUUAACGAUAACUUUUUCGGUAAGACUAACAUCUAACAAAAAAUUGUAUAUAUUUUAAAAUGUAUACUAACUCUUUUUAUUAUCACUGGAAAAAAGGUAUGGGAAAAGAAGUUGAAAAUCUCAUCAAAGAAAACACGGAACUAUUGGCUACAAAAAAUGCUCUCAACAUUGUUAAAGACGAUUUAAUUAUUAAAGUUGAUGAACUUACAAGGUAUUACUAUUUUAAUUAUUUACUUACCUAUCAGUAUUAUUAGCUCUUAUUGGUUUUAUAUACUUUCAGUCAUUUUAUGUUUAAUAAAAUAAUAAAAUACAAAAUACAAUUAUUAAAUGGUUAAUACUGGUAAAAAUUAUAUAAAUAAAUAAAUAUAUGAAUGUGUCAUUUCGCUUGAAAUAUUGUUAUAUGUGUAUUGUACAACCGGUUUUGAAUUAAAAAUUCGACCUCACGUAAAAUCACAAAAUCAAAAAGUAAAACGCGACUAAAUGUAAAAAAAUAAAUGAAGGAAUACACAGAGAAAAAAUUUUACAAAUUAGUCAUUUUACAUAAAAAUGUAUUAUUUUAAUAGGAGAGAUUAUUUAAAAUUAGUUAUUAUUAGAUAUGUUAAAAAAUAUAAAUUAUUUGGUUUUUAUUAAUUAUCUAAAAUGUAUUGAUAUAAGAUAUUAUUUUAAAAAUAAGUUUGUAUAUUUAAAAUAUUAUUUAAAUUAUUAUUUUUUUUUUUAUUGUGUAUGUGUAAUUCUUCUAAAAUGAUUAUUUUCUAAAUCAUGUUUAGCGAAUCAAAUAGAACAUAAAUAAAAACAUUCAAUUUACACUUUAAUACAAAUAAAUAAUAAAUUAAAUUUUUUAGAUCUUACAGUUUCCAUAGUAAAAAAUGAAUUUGAUUUUAGUAUUUACAGGAAACUUACACAAACUGACGUUAUAACACUAUAUGAUUCUAAUCACCCUUGUUCUUAAAAAAUAUAAUUUUUUAAUUCAAUAUUCUAUAGGCUUAAACAUAGUCCAUAGAAAUAAUAUAAAUUUAAAUGCUAUUAAAACAAUUUAUAAACGUAUUAAAUUAAAAAUAAAACACAACUCGCCAAAUAAUGUUGUUAACUAUUAUAGUAUGAAUUAUCAAAAUUAUAUGCCAAAUAAAUUUGCUUUUAAGACUUAUAAUAAUUUAAUGAAAUAUAUAAACAACAGAACUGAAUCUGUUCUGUUCAAUUUGUUCAAAUCAAAACUAAAACCUUCACAAAGAAAUCCCUCUUUUGAAAAUGUUGGUGUACAUAAACUUAAAUAUAACUGUUAUAAAUUGUAUAUAGGUAAGAUAAAUAGAAAUUUUAAAAUGAGAUGUAAAGAACAUAUUUCUUAAGUAAAAAAAAAAAAGAUUGCCUCUAAUUCAAAUUUCACUAAACAUGUUUUAGAAAAUAACCAUAAUAUAAGUUUAGAUAUUAUGCAGACUUAGAAAUAUUAAAUAACUAAAAUAAUAUUUGCAUUAAUUCAGUUUUAGAAGAAUUACAUAUACAAAAUGAAAAAAAAAUAAAAAUUAUUUUAAUAAUAUUUUAAAUGAACAAACAAAUUUUUAAAAUAAUAUCUUAUAUCAAUAUAUUUUAGAUAAUUAAUAAUAACCAAAUAAUUUAUUUUUUCUUAACAUAUCUAAUAACAACUCAUUUUAAAUAAUCUCUCCUAUUAAAAUAAACUAUUUCUCUGUAAAAAAACCAAUUUAUAUAAUUUUGUCUCUAUUUAUUUCUUUAUUUAUUUUUUCUUAUUCAGUCAUGUUUUACUUUUUGACUUUGUAAUAUUACCUGAAGAUGAAUUUUUAAUUCGAAACCGGUCAUACAAUACACAAUUCAUAAUACUCCACAGAAUUGGAAAUGUGUCACCAGAAAGGUGACACAUUCAUUCAUUCUUUUAUUUAUUGAUGUAUUUCAUGUUUGAUGUUUCCUCUUCUAGAAAACAAAAUACAAUUUAUAAUUAUACAGAGUUAUCACAUUCUAAUUUAAAAAAAAAAAAAAAUUCUGUAAAACCUAUAGGAAAGAGCACCCACUAAUAUUAGGAUUAAAAAUUUAAACAAAUAUAUUUAUGCUAAAAUAUAGUAAAAAUUAAAUAUCAUUAUUAUUAUUAAUAGUACCAUUAAUGAUACUGGUGAUGAUGAAAUUUGAUAAAUUUAUAUUAAAAUACUCGAUUCAAAUAUACUUUUGAAUUUUUGUCAAAUGUGAUAUUAUCAAAUAUACUUUUGAUUAGGAAACAAUUACAAUUUUCAGCUAAUGAUAUUUAUGGCAAUGUUGAUCAAUGAUAUAUGUUAUGUUACAAUUUUGAAACAAUUACUAUUAUAUUUAUUUUAUUGUUUAAAACAUUUGAAUUUGUGCUAAAACUUGUUCAAAAUAUAUCCAGCACUAUAUAUAUAUAGUUCAUUGAUAAAUUAAUGAAUAACAUUACAUUUAUAAUACAUUUUAAUGAAGUUUUUAACAAUUUGCACAAUUACUUUGUGCGAAAAAUAUGUUAGUUAUUUUGGUUAACCAUCAUAUUACUCUUAACAUAUAAAUUAUUGUUGUGACAUAAUUAUUAAUAUAAUGGUAUUUAAUUUAAUUUAAAUUAGUGAACAACACAUUUUGCGUGAAGAAUUAAAAGCUUUGCAGUCAUUAAAUGUUCGUUUAACUCAAAAAGCUUCUGAAGUUGAAGAUGAAUUGAAAAAAACUAAGCAAGAAUUAGAGCAGCUCAAAGUUAACAAAUCUGAUUCUGAUGUAAUUAAAUCUAUAAAUAAAUAUUAUAUAUUAUAUAUAUUUAAUAUUUAUAAAAACAAAAAAUUAUUUACUUUCUAAACUUAUUAAAGUUAUUAAUAAUUAUUAAUAAUUUUAUAUUAAUAUAAUAUAAAAAAAAAUAUUUGUGACUUAAAUUUCAGGAAGAAAAAUCAUAUGCGGAACGUAAACGAUUCACUCGUGUUGAAAUGGCUAGAGUUAUUUUAGAAAGAAAUAAAUUUAAAGAACAACUAAUGGAUUUAGAAGAAUCUCUCCGUUGGCAAGAAACUGUACGUGCUAUUCGAUUAGAGCCAAAUGAGAAAAAAAAACAGGGUGUGUGGAGACUGUAAGUGAUUAAUUAUUAGGUUUCUGAGUGGUGUAUAAACAAUCAAAUAAAAUAUGAAUAUGCAUUUAUUUUUUUUAUGUUUGGUAUUUUCUAGUCUAAAAACUUAAUGAAUAUUAUUUGAAUUUUGUUAUGAGUAUAUUAAAACAACUAAUUGUCUUUAAAGUUUUAGCAACUUAUUUGGAAGCAGUGCCAAACCCAGCGAUGCUGGACUUGGAAGUGGAACUAGCGGAGGAGGCUUAGUUGUACGACCAAGAUCGAUACAUUAUGAUCCAUCAUCUCAUCAAGUUGGCCCCCCUAGUAUAAUGAAAAGACGUAGCAUGAUAGAAGGAGGUAGAUAUAGUCGAUAUGAGGAUGACAUGUAAGUAUUGUAUUUUUAGUAUAAUUUCUCUAGGACUAACUUUUGCAUGGCUAAUGGGAUUGCUAACUAAACAAAAAUUAUAUUUCAACUGAAGUUACCAUUCAUGUUGAUGCUGGGGAUUAAAAAACUAUUUUUUAUGUCCAUGUAUUAUUAUAUUUCUUUACUGUUUUCGGUAUAAUUAUCCUGAUUUAAUUCAAUAAUAAUAUUGUUAUUUUAUAAUAUAUCGGUUACAGAUUGGAAUAUUAUUUUUAUAAUUCUCUUCAAACAAUAUUUCAACAUAAACAAUUGAACUUUAUUGUAUAAAUAUAUGUAAAAAAAAUAUAUAUAUAUAUGCACACAUCCAAAAGAAAGCCAAUUAGGUUGGUCCUAGAGAAAUAUUGUGAAUAAUUUUUUAUUAUUGUUGACUAAUUCAAUUGUAUUUAGCUAUAGUGAUAAAUCAAAACGUUCUGAUCGACGAGUGCAUUUUGGUCGAAUACGUACACAUAUACCUAGAGAAGAUAGUUGGUUACAAGCCUAUGGUUGGAGUAUGCCAGCUGAUCCUUCCAAUGGAAGACCACUUUUAAGUAUGCCCUUGCAGAUUAAUAACCCAAGUACUAAUUAUCCAGUUCCAGUUUUGGUAAAUUGUUGUUCACCACUUGCUGAUACAGAACCUGGAAUGAAGGUAAACAUUUAUAAAUUUCUUUGUAAUUUUUGUUUGUCAAAGGAAAUGUCUUAAGUAAAACUAAGUUUAAUUCUAGUUUCUUGUGUGAAAGUUGUAUUUUCAGAUGUUUUAAUCCUUUCCUAAAAUUCACCCAUUAUCAUAAAUAAAUAUUUAAAAGAUCUAAUAAAUAAUGAUAUUAUAGUGAGUUCUGCUUAAUAUGAUCAUAUUGGUUCAGGUCAUUUUGAUUCUAUUAAUCAGUUGAUUCCAUAAAACAUUUUUUUUUUUUUUUUUUUUAAUGAUUCUAUAUUUAUACAUAAACUUAAAAUAAAAUAAAGAAGCUAUCUAUUUUCGAUUGUACUUGAGAAUUUACUAAUUUCAGUUUCUUAUUAGCCUGAAAUUAAAAUCCAUAAUUAAUUAAUAUACAUAUAAUUUUAAUUAAAUACAUAAUAAUAUACAUUGUACAUGCAACUUUAGCAAUAUUCAAUAAAAACAUACAAUAGGUAUCAUAAAAACAAUAAGAAUGUUCUCAAAAGUGAUUCAAUUAUCCAGUACUUAAUGGAUCUAAUAAAAAGUUAAUUUAACAUUAAUAACAUAAGAUUUAGUUUGAAAUUUUCAUUUUUGAUUCUAUAAACUAGUGUUUACAUUAAAUGAAAUUCACGGUAUUAUUAAUUUACAAAAAUUAAAAAUGUCAACAUUAAUAUUUAUUUAAACUUAAACUCCAUCUAUUUAUGAAAUUUUUAAUAUAAGUUGUCAUUUAAAAAUCAAAAGUAAGUAGUUUCACUCUCAAAAAUAAGAGUAAUAAAAGAUAAUGUUAAUAUAACAUUUUAAAGCUCCUUGUUCCUUAAAUUGUCAAAAGAAUAAAUAAUUUUAUAUAUAAAAAUGUUACUUUUCGAAAUAUUGGAUAUUAUGUAUGCUACCAUUAUACAUAUCAUAAGAUAUUUGAUGAUAUCAUAAGAGGCUGAGGUUAUUAAACAAUAAAAUCAACAGAAUUCAAAAAAUACUUAAUAUUACUUUAAAUACUUAUAUAUUAAUACCUAUGUUUGUUAUUUUAUUUGUUUAUAGAUGUGGUGUGCUACUGGAGUUAAUCUUAGUGGAGGUGUUACUAAAGACGGUGGAGCAAUUUUUGGUGCCAGUGUUUUUUACAAUAAUGACACCGAAGAAAAAAUUAGUACAAAUUCAGAGUUUACAAUUACAAUUGAUGAAAGCAUUGAAAUGAAAAAAUUAGAUGAAGAAUUAAAAGUAGUAUUUUUUUCUAUUACUCCUUUAUUAUUAAUAGUGCUAAUUCAUUAAGUUAUUUUAGGAUAAUAGUAGAUCAAAUAUAGAAUCAGAAUUAAUAUUGUCAUCACUCAUCUGGAUAUGCACUACAACUUAUAAUAAUACAAAAGUAGUCAUAAUUGAUGCUAAUAAACCUGACAUUGUGUUAGAGACCUUUAAUAUUUCAUGUCAAGCACAUAUUGGUUGUAUUGCUUCAGUACCAGGUAACAUAUUUACUUUAUUUACCAUAUUUCAUUAGCCAAAAAUAGGAGAAACUAUUUCUCCCAAUUUACUUUAUCAAAACUUUAAAUCAUUAAAUUAUUAGUUAUUAUAUUCAAGGUAAAUUGAUUAAAUGUUUGUUUAAUAUUGGUUAUACAUUAAGAUUUUGAAUAAAAUAUUUUAAUUCAAAUUUAAAAAUAUAAAGGGUGAUUCUUUUAUUGUUGAACACUCAUUAUUUCACAAAAUAUAGACUUUUCAAAAAAAAUUUAAAAUGUUUAACAAUUUAAGAAACAAGCAGAUCUAAAAUUGUAUAUUACCUUUAUUUUUUUGUAGUCAUUAUUUUGGGGUUAAAACAACUGCCAACUUUUGAUUUUCUAAUAGUAACAUAUAUUAAAAGUUCCAUCAAUGGCAUAUUAGUUUAAAUACAAUAUUGUUAAAUUAAGAAAUAAAAUUAACAAAAAUAAAUUUUUGAUUUCUGUCAACCCAUUCAAAAGAUAUUCCACUUUUAAGUUUGGGUGGGGGAGGAUAGUGGAACACUAUUCAAACAAUACAUAGGUGGGCUGUUUAGCUUUUAGCUGACAACUUAGAAAAAACCUAUUGUUUAAUUACCAUCACAAAAUAUGCCUCGGACCAAAGAAACAGUUUUACCUUUUGGACACGGAAAUUGGAAAGUAGAUUUUAAGAUCAUGGCUUGGAAUUUAUAAAGCCUUUUUGGGACUGGCAUAAGUCAGAAUCUAGUGGAGGUCUUAAGUGCAUAUGGAGUUAAAGAAGCAGCAUUGCAGAAGAUAAAAUGGAAAGUAACAGCACAAAUAAGAAUAAAAGUUUACAAAAUAUAUUUCUCAGGAAUGGUAGACAGGCACAGGUAUGGGAGUGAUUUUGCUGUACACAAGUUGUUGGUGCUACAUAUUGAUCACUAGACCAAUUUUGGAAAGGAUUGUAGUGCUAAAAAUAAAUAGCCAACCAGUAAAUAUUUACUAGUAUGUUAACAUGUCCCUAUGGAUUCAAGUAAGGACAACAUGAAAGAUUCUUUCUAUGAAGAUCUAGAUAGAACAUGAUAGACUUCAGGAAUAUUAUAAAAGUUUUAUAAGAGAAUCUGAACGCAAAAUGUAGAAAAUAAACGCACUAUUCCAUCUACUAUUUAAUUUAAUGUAAGAAAAAGUAGUAAAAAUGAGUGAAACAAGUGGGAUAACGGUCAGCCAUGCCAAAACUCAGUAGCUUUUGAAAAAGUUAAAGAAUUUCAAUAUUUAGAAGUAUCAGUACAAAGUUUGAUUAGAAAAAAGAAUGGUCUCGCAAGAUUAGUUUGAAGAUAGCAAAAGCUGAAAGCUUUUUUUCACUACCCAAAUUCUUCAAAUCCAAAGUUUCAUCUAAGAAAAUAAAAUUAAAAAUAUACACAUCAAUAAUUAGACCUACUCUCACUUGAGGAUGAGAAGUAUGGACAACUGUGACAGUAAGACGACUUAGAACUUUCAAAGAUGAUAUGUAUACCAGUUUAUGACACAAGCAAAAAUUAAUGAAGAAGGAAGUUCAGAAAGAACUAGGCUUAGCACCAGUAACUAGUUACAUAAAAGGGCAAGGACUGUACACUAUACAGUGGCAGCUGGGCCAUAUUAUGAGAAUAAGAAACCAUCAAAGCAAUCAUAGAAUGGAAAUCGGAAGGGAAAAGACCUCGAAGCAUACCGAAACAGUUGUGGCUAGAUAUAGUAAAAGAGGAUCUUAAAGCUCUAGGAAUAAAAGAAUGGAAAGCAAUUGUUCAGAAUCAAGAGAAAUGGAAGAAAGUAGUGAUGGUGGUAAUGACUAAUUUAAUUGAGUUGUAAAUGUCACUGAAGAAAAAGAAGAAAUAAAUAAAGCAAUAAGAAUGAACAUAGGGAAUGUGGAUAUAAAAUUCUAAUUUUAAGGACCACCCUAAUUAACAAAUAUUAUUUAUUAAAAGAUGUAAGGUAUCACUUAAAACAUAAAAGUUGAAAAAACACUAACAUAUAAUUUAUAUGCUGUAUUAAUUUUUAACACUUAUGAAUACAUUAUUUCAUUUAUUCCAUUUGUUACUAUUAUUAAAUAGGCAAAUACUAUAAUAUUAUUGUACUCAUGCCCAAAAAUCAUUAUCGCUAUUUGUAAUUUACUUACAAUAAAGUUAUUAUUAUUAUUAUAAGUAACUGUAUUUUGAAAUGGUUUUGCUUUCAAAACUGAAUACUAGAAUAAAAUGGUUUACAAUUCUAUAAAUUAAAAAAUUAAUUAUAAUUUAAAAUAUGAUGUAAUACUAUGAUAAAAAUUACAAGAAUAUUGAUUUUAAUGAUUGAUGUUAAAUGGAUUAUUUUCUAUGAAUAAUAAAUACAAUUUUUUCAGGAGCCCUAGAAAGUGAUUAUAUAGAUCAUGAUAUUAUAAAUUGUGAGCCUGAGCAAACUGAAGAAGUUACUGAAGAAGACAAACAAGUGCCAAAAGAUAAUAAAUCUUCUGAUGUUGAAAUAGGUAAAAUUGUGUUUGUCAGUUGUGCAGCUGGAAGUGAAGAAACUGAUUUAGAUGAUACUGAUAAAACAGAUGAAGUUUUAAAUGAAACAACUUCUGAUGAAGUUGAUGAUAGUAAGAAUAAUUCUUCUUUAUAGCUUUUUUUUUAAAUGGUCUGAAUUUGCUGCUUGUUGUGUUUUGUGCUAUUGUUUGUAUUUUACUCUUAGAAGGUAGCAUAUCAGAUUCUAUUCAACCAAAAAAUAAUAGCUGUGAAAUAUCAAGAAGACCUAGUUUAUUGAAAGAAGGUAUCAUAAAGGAUGGAUUAUCUGACCCUCCAAAUGGUAAUUUAUUUCUAAAGAAAUGUUAAAUAUUUAUUUUUUUAUUUAACUAUUAAGAAAAUUUACAUUAUUUUUAUUAACCUAAUCAUAUAAUUAAAAAAACUAAUUUAAAAAAAAAUAUUACUUAUACCUAAUAAUGCAUACUCCUUUAUGAAACAUUCAUAAAUAAAAGCUGAUACCGGGGACAGGUGCAGCCACUGUUGUAAUUGGGAAUAUGGGAUACAUAAAGAUAAAGUUAUUUAAUUUAUACCUAUAACCAACAAUAAACCAUUGCUAAUAUAUAGUAGUUAUUUAUUGUAACCAAAAAUAACAAGAAAAAAUUAAUGAAAACGAUCCAGAGCAAAGUUCAGUAAUGCGUGUUUUGAAAGGCAGUAGGUGGUAAUAUUUAUGAUUUUUAUCAAAGUUUGAUUUUAAAACUUAAAAAAAAAAAUUGCACUCAAUUUUUUUUUUUACUACUUUGUACGACUUAAUGAACCUCCAGUUAUAUUUUAAAUUUUCAACCAUUCCUGUUUAUUCUAACAAUUUUAUCCACACAUACAAAAUAAAAAUUACGUAAAAUCUCGCAAAAAUUAAAAUGUUACCGCUUCCAGAGAAACCAAAUAGUUUUCUAUCUAAAUUUUAAGUUUUACAAAUAUUUUUAUCUACACAUUUUUCGGUUUUGCUUAAUUUUUAAAAAAACUACAAAGAAAUCAAAAAACAAUUUUCUUGGUCACCAACUAGAUUAAAAAAAUCAACAAAACAUAUCGCUUGUUGUUUUUUAUUAAAGCAAUAUUUCUAGUAGAGUGUGGAAAGCCUACAAAUAUAAAAUAAUGAUAUUGUAACACUAUAAAUGUGUAAAUUUUCAUUUUACGAUUAUUUGGUUUUUUCUAAUUAUUAAUAUAACUACUAAUAAAAUAGUUGUGCCAUAAUUUGAAAAAUAAAUAUUUUUUCAUCUUUUUGGUUUUUCCAAAUUAUUUUGAAAACCCCUUGGAAAAUUAAAAAAAUGACCUCAGUAAGCCAACUAGAAAAAAUGACCUUUCAAAAAAUUUAUUCUCUAUAUCUGAAUGAGAUUUCUUUUCACAAACAGAAAAAAUACAAAAUAAACAGAAAAAAAACAUAAUAAAACCAAUAGAAUUCCCACUACGCUCUCUAAAUUUGUUUAAAAUUGCUGAUAAUAUAUUAAUUUUUCACUGGUAGCAGGGUGAUACACAUCCCCACAUCUCUUUUCUUCCAGCUGUGAUAAGAAUGAGAUAUUAGUUUAUCAUAUAACAUUAUUUUUAAAAUGAUUAUAAUCAUGGCUUUAAAUACUAAAAUAGACCUUAAAGUAGUGGUUAUAACUUUUAGUACACUUUAAAAGAAAAAUAACUUUUAGUAAAGCAUAGUGUUUUGUAAUUGUUAUAAACAUAUGUGCUUGUAAAAUAAAUUGUAACUUGUAAGUAAUAAUAUUUUUAGUCAAAAUAUCAUUAAACUUUGGUCUUAUAAUGCAUUUUAUGUGAAUUUAAAUAUUUUAGCUUUAGUAAUAUAUUAGAUUAAAAUGAUAUAUUCACAUAAGUAUACUUAUUAUUAAAUAAUAAUAUUUCUAUUUUUUAAAUUCCAUAGUGAUAUGCUAUUUUUCAUUUUAUUAAUGCUUUUAUAUAAAUUAUAUUUUAGCACAAAAAUAUUUAUUUUGUACUUUUAUUUUGAUUAGGCAUCAUAUAAAAAAAAAUAUUUUAGAUGUGUGUUAUUAAAUAAUGUUUUUCAUUUUUUAAGAGCACUUUUAUUAUCAAAAUUUACAAGUAAAAUAAAUAAAUAAAAUUGAAUUAAAAGUAUAUGUUUAAUUUAACUGCACAACACUGAACAAUAGAUAACCUAUAACAAAACAACAAUAAGUUUUAAAUCAACUUAAAACCUGCUUUAGAGAUUUAUAAUUAUUAAAACAAUUAUCUAUCCCAUAGAAGUUGAUAAAUAAAAUAUUUGAUAACCUAAAAAAUAUAGAUAUGAAAAAUUCUAGGUACAAAUUUAUUAGGUGUUAAUUAUUUACAUUUGGUAAAAAACAUCCAGAAUCAAACAUCUGAAUUCCAUUGUGAAUAAUACACUUUUAUGCCACAAAACAAUUAAACAGUACAAUACUUUAAAAUUUUAUUUAUAUGAUUUUUCAGUACUUUUUGGAGUAAAAUUUGUAUACAAUAUUAUUAGAACUAUAAUAUUUUUAUCUGCAAUGUUAACAUUAUUAUUGGUUUUUAUUUUACCUAACAAUAAAUCUAAGUAUUAAUUCAAAUAAAUUUGAUAUUACCUUUAUAAUACACAAUAGGGUUCAAAUGUUUGCAAGUUGUAUAUUAAUUUAUAUUUGUGAAAAUUAACAUCACACAGUUAACACUUUUGUUAUUGUUUUGAUUUGGAUGUCUUUAUUAAUUGUUUUAUUAACUUUAAAUUUAAUUAUAUUUAUACCAGUAAAUGUAUGUUUAUACAAGGUAAUUCACUAAGUGUGUUCACCACAUUAUUUUGGUUAGAUUUUACAUAUUUCAAAUUCUGAUUUUUGAAAUUUUUAAGUGUUACGACAAUAUUUUCAUAUAUUUAAAUUUUUCUUAACAUUUAAGGAGUAUCCUAUGAUGAUUCCAACAUCAGUUUUUCAAAUGAGAAUCUAUAUUUAAAAUUACAUAAAUAAAUAGAUGGAGUAUUAGUUUAAAUAAAUAUUGGUGCUAAAAUUUUUGAUUUCCGUUAAACCGUUGACCAGAUAUUUGACUUUUAAGUUUAGGUAGGGGCAUUGGAGCACAUAUGGGAGUGCCAAAAAAGGCUUAGCACCCCUAAAUCUAGAAUAAGCAUCCCCAGGUUAUGAACUUGAUAAAAUAAUUAUAAUACUCAAAUAGUAUUCAAUUAUGAAUAUGAAGUAAUUAUUAUUAUACUAUUGUGUGUUGAUUUAUAUUAUAUUAUUAUGUAAGUUUAUGUUAAUUGUUUUCAUAUAUUUAAAGAGAUACCUAUGUUGGUUAUUUAUUGGGCAAUGAAACUUUCAUUAUUUCAAUUUUGUUUAUUUAAUGUGUAGGUAAUAUUAUAUAAUUUUAUUUUGAAAUAUCAAAUAGGUCAGCAGGUGUGGGGGCGAAGCCCCUUACGUAAUAACUUAUCGUAAAUAAUUUUAAUUCUCCCAAGUUUAAGACCGAAUGUGCGCUAAUGGGUAGAGAGAAAAUAGUGUAGUAUUAUUUUUGGGUGCACCGGCCACUAAAAUUUAAUUAAUACUCCAUCAGUUUAUGGAAUUUUGUAUAUAGUCUCUCAUUUGUAAAACCAAAAUUGGUAUAAUGAUAGAAUACUCCUUAAAUGUAGAGAAAAAUUUAAAUAGUUAAAAAUACCAUCUUCAGUUAUACUUUAAUUUCCAAAAAUCAGAAUUUUCAAUGUAUGCAAAAUUUAAACAAAAAAAUAGAGUGAGUACGCUUUGUGAAUCAUCUGUAUAGUCAUUAAAAUUCUAACACUCAUUAUUAUUUAUACACUUAAUGUAAAGUUUAAAUUAUGGUUAUUUUGUGUUAUUGAUAUUCUAUUAUUAUGUUUUGAAUUUAUUUUAGAUAAUGGAAUAGCUAAAGAAGAUCUUGAUAAAAUGUCAAGUGUCUUACCUACUGUUUGGUUAGGAUUUGAAAAUGGUUGUAUAUUUGUUCACUCAGCCAAGUCACAAUGGAAACGAUGUUUACAUUCAGUUAAAUUAAAAGAUGCUGUUUUAAGUAUCAUGUAAGAUAUUUUUUUUAAUAUGAAUUAUUAUAUAUUAUGUAUUUAAAUUAUUUUACUUUAAGUUAUGUCGAUGGUCGUGUUUUGUGUGCUUUGGCUAAUGGAACGGUAGUUGUAUUUCGUCGUAACGAUGAUGGUCAAUGGGAUUUAAGCAAAUAUCAUAGUGUAACUUUAGGCCCACCACAAAAUGCAGCUCGUUGUUUAGUAUCGGUUAAUAGUAAACGAGUUUGGUGUGGUUAUAAAAACAAAGUGCACAUUAUUCAUCCACGUUCAUUAGUUGUUAUUGUAUGUACUGUUAUAACAAAAUAUCAAAAUAUUAUAAAUAAGAUAAUUUUAUUAUAAAAUAAUGAUGUAAUAAUUUAGCAUACAUUAGAGGCACAUCCUCAUAAAGAGAGUAAAGUACGUACUAUGGUUUGGGUGGGCGAUGGCGUUUGGGUAUCAAUUCGUCUUGACUCAACAAUAAGACUUUAUCAUGCAUAUAACUAUAGUCAUUUACAAGAUGUUGAUGUACAACCAUUUAUUAUUAAAAUGCUAGGUAAAUUUGUUGUUAUUAAAUAACAUUAAGAUUAAAAUAAUUUAGUAAAUUGUAUUUUUUUUAUUAACAGGCUCUGAUAAACCACAAUUAUCAUGUAUUAGAAUUACAGCAAUGUUAGUUGCUUCUAAUAGACUAUGGAUUGGCACUGGAAUCGGUGUAGUAAUAUCAGUUCCUCUUUUAGACAGUAAGAUAUUUUUGAUUAUACUUAACAUUCCUCAAAUUUUAUCUAGUGCUUAAAGAGAAAAAAUAACUAGUUUUUUUUUUUGAUAUAUUUAUGAAACACUUAUUUAUUUGUAUUUUACUUUUAACUUUUCUAAGAUUAGUUCAAUUUUAAUAAUGGUAUUAAUUGAUUCUUACUGAGUUAUUUUUUUUUUUUUCAGAAGGUUUAUUAGGUUUCCCAAUUAAUAAAGAAGUUAAAGUAUAUUCUGAACCAAAAACUCAAGAAAUCACACCAAGUAGUUUCACACCAUAUUGCUCAAUGGCCCAUGCUCAACUGUCUGUGCAUGGAUUUAGAGAUUCAGUAAAAUUUUUUGUGUCUGUACCAGGUAAAAUAUAUAAAAAAUCAAAAUUUAAACUCAAUAAAUUUACUGACAUACUUAAAUGAUUGAAAAAAAAAUCUUAAGAAAUGAAGAGUAAUACUUAACAAAAAUGGACAGGGAAGUGAUAAGUAGAAAUAAAAAAAAAGAGUAUAUUGUGUAUCAGUAUGGAGAAACAGGACCAGACUAAUAAUAAUAAUAAGUGGUGAUGUAAUAGGCAAGGUUAAGAGUUUUAAGUACCUAAAAUAGUUCUUCAAAAGAACAAUGUCUUUGAUAUAGAUUUUAAAAAAAGGAUUAAGUUUAGUCGGAUAAAGUAAGAGAAGUGUCAAGUAUUUAUGUAACAAGAGAAUUCCUAUGACACUAGGUAAGUUCAAUUAAAUUGUUGCGAGACUCACUAUGUUGUAUAGAUUGAAGUGUUAGGUCAUAUACAGAAAAAUAAAACAGUGAAUAAGCGUAGUAGAAUUGAGAAUACUUGGGUGGAUUAAUGUAGUGAUGAGAGUAGAUAGUAGAUAGAAUAAGGUAUAAUAAGUAUAAUAAUGAAAUGUACAUAAGAGGUAGCUUAGGUGUGGCUUCCAUAGUAGACAAAAUUAAAGUAAUGGACCGAGAUGGUUUGGGCUUGUUAAGAUGAGAGAGAAAUCCGACGUAGUAAAAAUUGUAAUGAAAAUAAAUAUAAGAAGAAAGAGGACCAUUAAAUUUUGAAGGUUGAAUGUGAGAUAAAGAAAUACAUUUUAAAUGGGAAAAUUCAACUCCUGAUGAGAACCAUCAUCAAAAUAAAAAUCUGAAUAAAUUAUGGGAUUUUUAAAAACAAAUUUGAAAUGGUUGUUUUGAUUAGGAAAUUGAUCCAAAAAUAAUAAAUGUCCUAGAAGGCCCAGCUAUAAAUAAUGCAAUCUCAGAAAUUAAACUUGCUAAAAAUCUCCUAUUGUGUCUUCUACAUCUUACUGAUAGUUUUAUUGACGACUAUUUUGAUAAAAUUUAAUUUAAUAAAAUUAUAUACUAUACAAAGAGCAUACCAAAAAAGAUUGACAUACAGAAUAUACUGGGUAAUUCAUUGAAGUGGGGUACACUAAUUAUCUUGGAAAGUAUUAACUUUUUUCGGAAUUUGUUUUCUAGAAUAUUUAAGAAACAACCAGCUAUACAAUUUUAUAUUUAUGUUAUUUUUUGUAACCCUUAUUUUUGGGAGUAAAACUACUACCUACUUUUGAUUUUCAAAUGGCAACCUAUAUUAAAAAUUCCAUAAAUAAAUAGAGUAUUAGUUAAAAUAAAUUUGAGUGUUGAAAUUUUUUAUUUCUGUUAAGUCGUUGAAGAGAUAUUCCACAUUUAAUUUUAAGUUGGAGAAGAAUAAGAGUGCAUUAUUAAUAUGCCACGUGCCGUACUACUACACUAAUGAUACUCCAAUACUCUCCUUCAACCCAAACUUAUAAAUGAAAUAUCUUGUCAAUGGAUCAACGGAAAUAAAAAUUGUCAACACUAAAAUUUAUUUUAACUAAUUUUAACUCAAUCUAUUUAUGGACUUUUAAAUAUAGGUUGUUAUUUGAAAAUCAAAAGAAAGUGGUGGUUUUACCCCCAAUAAUAAGGAUGACAAAACAUAACACAAAUAUAAAAUUGUGGAGCAGUUUGUUUCUUAAAAAUUCUAGAAUACAAAUUCCGAAAAAAGUUAAUACUUUUCGAGAUAAUGAGUGUACCCACAUAAAUGAAUCACCUAGAUGGGAAUUUAAUAUAUAUUUGUAGGCAAUGAUGAUUAAACAUUGCUAAUGAAAAACGAGUCUUAUUAAAGUGUGGUUAGUUUAGGUUAUACAUGUUUUGAAAAUAUGAUUUUAAAACUCUAUUAAAAAAUAAAAAUACUACAUUAAACUAAAUUAUUUGUACUUAGGAUCUGGUGGUUUUUCAGCAGCAUCUGCUAUUCAACAAGAUGAGCCGAUAGUUGAAAGUGUACCAGAUGCUGAACAUUUGACUUCUACAUUGAUUAUAGCUGGUGGUGAAGGUUAUAUAGACUUCAGAUCUGGUAAACAUUUUAUAAUCAUGGUUUUUUAAAUUAAAAUUAAAAACAUUUUAGAAAUAGAAAUAUUUAAAAUGUUUUGUCUGUAGUCGAUGGCGAAGAAAUGAAUGACACGACAUGCCAUUUGCUCGCUUGGUCCAUGUUGUCUAGAAUUAUUCAACAGGACAGUUACUAAAAAAGUUUUAAAAAAAAAUAUAUCCCUCAAAUAUUAAAAUGGUAUUUAUAAUUAUCGGUCCAUAAGUUUCGCUUUGAUUUUUUCUUUUGUUACUGAUAUGGUUCAAUUUCUUGACUUCUAUCCUAAAAUAUUGAAAUUUUUUUUUAGCACUAAUCUUUUUAAAUAGCAAAUAUUUUUAAAUCAUAGUAUUUUAUAAUUUAAAAUUAUUUAUUGAAGGUUAUUACUGUCUGACUCUGAAGUAUACAAUUUUGUUUAUAUUUAUUUGAAUAAGUCAAAUAACUAAAUUUCAUAUAAAUAUUUAAUGCACUUUAAUCCUUACUAAACUGAAAUUCUUUUUUUGAAAUUACUUCUUUAAAGUUUUGUUUAUGUUUAAUUCCAAAUCCAUAUAAGGGUCUAAUCUGUGUUUAAAUUUGUACAGUACAUAUAUUGCUUCAAACCAAAUAUUUUUUGUAUUAAUAUUUAACAUUCUCUAAUUAAAAAUCUAAAACAUCCAAAUGUGUUAAAAUUAAUUUACAUUACAGGAUUAAAGAUUCAAUUUUAUAUUUGUAAACUAGGUACUACAAACCAUCUUUUUAUAAACUCAUUCAUUUUUAUUCUCCAAAAAAAUUAUACACAACACUGAUCACUCACUUUACUAACAAAAAAAUUGGUAAUAAUAAUAGCUAUUACAGAUUUCAAUUUUUAAUCAAUUUUAAAUAGUUGUACUCCAAAGAAAUUAAUAAAUUGAUUUAAAUAAAUUAUAUUGUAUUUUAUUAUGUACAUUUGUUUACAAUUAAUGAACAAACUUAUAAUUUAUAAGUUUUCAUUAAUAAUAGGAUCACAUGGAUGUGGAUAAAAAUAUUCUUCUACUUGUACAUAUAACUACUUGUUACUUUUAUGUUAUAUACAAAUUUGAUUGACAUUGAUUAUUUUAUCAUCUAUUAUAAAGUAUAUUGUUUCUAUAGAUAGUGUGAGGUAUAAUGGUGUAGGUUAAUUUAAUUUGUCUUUAUUUGUGUAAAAAAAUAUGUUGAACUUUUUAUAAUAUACUAUUCAUUAAUUUAAAAUUAAAUAAAACCAAACACACCACUAAAAAAAAAAAGUUAUUUCUAUUUUUACAUCAGUUUCUGAAGAUAAAACAACUGGUUUUCUUUGUUAACAACUUUAAUACUUUAAAGUGAUAAUCUAUUAUAGUGUUGACUAUUUUUAUUUGAUAAAUAUGUUACCUAUAAAUUUAUUAAUAAUUUAUUCAAAUACAUACUAUCUAUUAUUUUAAACCAUAAGUUGUCAAUAGCCAAUAGAUUUUGGUUUUCAAAAUUGGUUCUCUUUUAAGAAAUAUUGGAACUUUUAAUUUUACUUAGUAUGUUUUGUUAAUUUGACCUGUACUAACAAUAGAUAUUUGGUAUACAAUUUUUAAAACCUAUAAGAGUAAUAUUUUUAAUAAUUUUAGAUGAACAAGAAGAUGGUGACUACUUUGAUCGGACAGAAAAAAACCAGUUAUUUCUCUGGGAAGUUUUAACAGAAGUUAAAAAAAAAUUAAAAAAGAAUGUUGAAUCACUAAAUAACACAAUUUAAUUAAAUGCAACCAAAGUUUUCGUACAAAGUGCCAUUUUUCUUUGUUACAUUUUUUAAUUAAACUGAAUUCAAAUUAAUGGUAUAAACUACUCUUCCUUAUUUUAUUAUUUAUUACUAAAUAUUGCUUUUGUUACCUUAUUAUUAUCUCUGUCUGUUAUAUUAUUAUUAUUAUUAUUAUUAUUAUUAUUAUUUACCUUUUGUUGUAUUCUACUGUGAUUUAUAAUUUAUUUGAGUACAUGUUUGAGAUUUUUUUAUGACUAACUCUUUGUUGAUUUGUGUUGGACAAUAUUUUAUUACAUUUUUAGAUAAUAAUUUGUUAAUACCUUUUUUACAUUUAUGAAUAAUGCAAAUUUUAGUCAACCAUAGUAUUUAUUAUAAUUAUUUAAUUAAUAUUUUUCAAUAUAUUUUAUUGUAACCUAAUUAUUUUAGGUAAAUAUUAUUCAUUAUAAAUAUUCAAUAUAGUUCUUAAACAAAAAAACCUAAAUUGUAUUAUUUUGUAUAUACGUUUUAUUUUUUUUUAAAUAUUUGCUGACUGUAUUAUAUAAUUAAGUAAUGCCAAAUACAUAUUGUUUUUAUUUAAAUUACAUUCAGUGUUAGAUGUAAUUAUCUUUUAUUUAAAAAAAUAUAUAAUGUGCAAAUUACAAUAAGUUUUUGUCAUUUUAAAUUUGUUCAAGAUUAUGUUUCACGUCCAUUAUAAUUAUUUUAUUUUAUAACAAAGUAAAUUUUAAAAAAUUAACUGUUUUAAUAAUUGAAUCAUCUGUUUACUAAGUGAUUGCCUUUUACCUAAU